UGCGGGUGGCUGUCUCUUCGAGUUACCUGUGAGGCGACAACUGUUGGCAGUUGGCAGUCUAGUCCGAUCGCGGGCCACAGUGAGAGUGAACGUGAGGACACCUUGGCGAACGGACGGAUCUCGCAAGGACCUCGAAAGUUAUUUUCUGUUGAGUAAAUUUGAUCAAUAAAUCUGACAAAAUGGCAGUCGAGGCGCGCACUGUGCUCUGGUAUAUGACUUUCAUAGGAUUCAUUGUCAACUAUAUGCUGCGAAUCAAUCUGAACAUCACCAUUGUGGACAUGAUUGCCGGCGUCGAUGGACCACCCGCUGCACUCACCUCCAACCUGACCAAUUCCACAAGCAACUCGGACCUGGCUUCCGCCUCACUUGUCGAAUCCAUUCAGAACGACAGCGCACGCACUCAGCGUUAUUCGUGGGAGCGUCAGUUUCUCGAUUGGGCAAAUAUUGAAUACGAAAGGGAUGGAUUCCACUGGAACGAAAGAGAACAGAGCAACCUGCUGGGCUCGUUCUUCUGGGUGCAUUGGGUUCUACAACUGCCCGGCGGCAUUUUGGCACGUAAAUAUGGAACGAAGCUGGUUUUUGGACUGUCAAAUGGUAUUGGGGUAUUCCUGUGCUUUCUGAUACCGAUUGUGUCCUACUGGAGUUAUGGCGCACUACUUUGGCUGCGAGUGUUCCAGGGAUUCGUAACUGGUUUGGCUUGGCCCUCGAUGCAUGUGAUGACCGCCAAAUGGAUUCCGCCAAAUGAGCGCAGCAAAUUCGUGAGCGCCUAUCUGGGCAGCUCUGUGGGCGUGGCGCUCUUCUAUCCGAUAUUUGGCUAUAUCAUCGCUUGGACCUCCUGGGAAUGGGUCUACUAUAUUUGCGGCGUUUUCGGAAUGCUGUGGUUCGUAGCAUGGCAGUUCCUGGUCUAUGACAGUCCCGCCCAGCAUCCGCGAAUCGAGCAGUCCGAGCAGCGUUACAUUGAGAAGUCGCUGGGUGCAUCGGUGCAGAGCAGCUCGCCGGGACCGACGCCCUGGCGGGAGAUUGCCACCUCGAGACCGGUCUGGAUGAAUGUGGUGGCACAAUGGGGCGGCAUCUGGGGUCUGUUCACACUGAUGACACACGGACCGACCUAUUUCCGGCUGAUCCAUCACUGGAACAUACGCGCAACCGGCUUCCUGUCGGGAAUGCCACAUCUGAUGCGCAUGAUCUUUGCCUACGUAUUCUCCAUGUUUGCCGACUACUUGCUGCGCACGGAUCGUCUCAGCCGCACCAAUGUCCGCAAGCUGGCAACAGGAGUUUGCUGUGGCGUGAAGGGUGUCGUGGUGCUGGCGCUGGCCUACUUUGGCUAUAAUGCAACAGCUGCCAUUGUCCUGGUGGCCGUGGCCACAAUGUUUCACGGCGCGGUCUCCUCCGGCCCGCUUGCCUCGAUGGUGGAUUUGUCACCCAACUACGCGGGCAUAGUGCUCGGCGUCAGUGGCAUGAUCGGCGGCAUGCCGGGCUUCAUUUCGCCAUUCAUAGUGGGAAUAUUAACCCAGGGCAAUCAAACAAUUGAGGCCUGGAAGAACGUGUUCAUGCUCACGGCGGCUAUGCUGAUUGGCAGCGGCAUCGUGUACGUCCUGUUCUCGGAGUCCACGCUGCAGCCCUGGAACAGUGGCUGCCAUGCGCUGCCCGAUGCCGGGCUCAAGGAGCUGCAGACGUUCGAGGAGAAGCUGCCCUUGCAGGCCAGUGCAGAAGACGAUCCCAAUGCGAAGGCCGCGCUCGCAGUCAAGACCAGCGAGGCGUCUGAUAAAUGAUAAGCGCGCUGCGUGUCACUUUUAUUGCCAUAAGUCCAUUUUAGUUAUAGCCCCCUAUUGUGUGCCCAAUUGUGUGAGAAACGGCCAAAGGCAAAGCAAAGUUAUCAGAACUCAUUUCUAUUUGCACACAUAUUUUGACGGCUAGUGCUAAAUUUAAAUUAAAUUUAAGUAAUACACAUACACAUAUGUCUGCUGUCUGCAGCACUCCAUAAAUUUAUUCGCAAACAGGCUCACGAUCAUUCCAUAAACCUGCGAGUGUUUUGUUAAAUAAAAUGUGGGAACUAAAUAUACACAAAA
Molecule: messenger RNA, 2069 nt
Organism: Drosophila montana
Lineage: Eukaryota; Metazoa; Arthropoda; Insecta; Diptera; Drosophilidae
Gene: NaPi-T
Product: Na[+]-dependent inorganic phosphate cotransporter
Exons: 7
Coding region: 180-1772 (530 amino acids)
Biological process (GO): monoatomic anion transport; transmembrane transport
Cellular component (GO): membrane
Molecular function (GO): transmembrane transporter activity
Source: RefSeq, a predicted model, not a curated record